AUGGGCGACGUCCCUAGCCUGGCACUGAUAUGGGAGCAGACUGCUCCCAAUCCCACCUCGCGAGCAGAGAUAGAAUCAUGCAACCCCAGGACACCAUUCGGCACUGUGCAGCUGGAUCGCCUCCCCGACGUGGAGCAGAUCCUGCUCCUGGCUGAUGAGUUCAAGAUCGACGAGCUGGAGGCACUAAACCUGAUUCAGCGCGGCUAUGAGCAGGUCGGGGAGGUGUCGGCGGCAGCAGGUGCUGGGCAGCUUGUUGAGGCCCGCUCCAGUGCCAUUCAGACACUCUUUGCUGUACUGGAGGCUCUUUCCACAGGCACCCCGCCGCCUUCCUGGGUCCCUGCCGCGGACAUUGACUAUGUGCGGGAACGACUGGAUCGGGGCCAGCCUUGUCAGGACCUGGCGGCCCUGCUGUUGCAGCGCCUGGCCUCCCCAGCCAUUCCAGCCCCAGCAGAUGGGUCUCGUCUGGUCUCACUGGUCAACAGCGCCGGCCAGGCCGCAGAGCGGUCCCUCGCAGCCGCGCAGGAGGAUCUGCUCCUCUGCCAGUGCCUGAGCCUGACCCUGACUCUGCUGUCCAGCCAGGCCGAACCGCCCGCCAAACACCUCCCUCAGCUCCUCCAGCUACUCAGAGGCAGCAUCGACGCCAAGGAGCGCGCGCAUGCCUUUGUCCCGCUCCUGCUGUGCACGCUGUACGUCCUGGUGCCCUGCGUGGACGACCCCGAAGGCAUGGGUGCCCAGCUCCGCUCGCUCCGCUUUGACAAGCAGCUGGACGAGGCGGUGGCGGCGCUGCCCGACCCCACCUGCUCAUCUGUGAAGAUUGCCGUGUCGCAGGCCGCGGUGUCCCACGGCGCGCUCGCCUUCCUGCGCCACGGCGUCCUACUCUCGGCCGUGGUGACCGACGGCCCGGCGCUGCUGGCUGCCGGUGCGGCCCGCCUGGCGCAUGGGCUGGUCUGCGCCCUGCUGGGCACUCCCGAGGGCCAGGGCGUGCUGACGGGGCUGACGCAGGCCUCGCUGGCCAACAGCCAGGCGGAGUUCGAGCGCCCGGACGACCUGGCCUCCCUGCUGGACCUGCUGGGUGCCACGGUGCGCGCCGCCCCCGAGCUCUUCCUGGACGAGGGGCUGCGGCAGGAGGAGUUCACCGACCUCAUGGGGCCCUACUUUGCCAGGACCCAGGUCCUGGCACGCGUGCCCUCCGUCUUCGUGGCCUACCACGGCGUGCUGGCCGCGCUGGCCGCCUCCCCCGACGGCGCACGCUCCAUCUUCGUCCAGCUGGGUGCGGAGCACAACAACGGCGCGGUGGGCUGGCGGCAGGUGUUUGGGGGCCUGGUGCAGGUCAUCCAGCGCUAUGCCCCUGCCCCGCAGCAGCAGGGCAGCGGCGGCGCCGCGCCCCAGAAGCAGCCCGAGGAGGAGCUGCCGCCCUGGGACAGCGCGGGCUUCGCCGUGAUGUCCCACGCGCCGGCCGCCGAGACGGCCCUCUGGCUUGUCCAGCUCACGGAGGAGCUGGGGCUGGGGCCGGUGUGGGAGGUCCUGAUCCAGUGCAUGUGCAGCCCCGUGCCCCAGGAGCUGAAGGCGGCGCUGAAUGCCGCCCUGGCCGCCCUGGCCCGCCUGCCGGAGGUCGCGCCGGCCAUCCUGUCCAGCCUCCUGCCGGCGGUGGCGCGCGCGGAGCGGUACGAGGAGACGCUGUCCUUCACCCGCCUCGCCAAUGUGCUCUGGCGCAGCCUGGGCCCAGUCAGCGCGCAGGGCAUGGACGCAGUGUCCGACUUCAUCGUCGCCACCGUGCUGUCCAGCGUUUUCCAGCGCAGCUACAGGCGCGUGCUGAUGCAUGGGAGGACAGACGUUCUGGAGCUGGAGGCGCAGAAGUGGGAGCUGGCCGAGGCGGGCCUGGAGCACGCCAGCCUGGUGCUGGGGCGCGACUCGCCAGCCCCUGUAUCGAGCGGCGGCGGCGGGCAGGCGCAGGCUAUCCUGCGUGACCUGGCAGGCGAGCGCGGCGUGUACCGCACGCUGUGGAGCGUGCUGGAGGGCGGCGUGCGCACGCUGGUGGACGCACGGUCGGCGGCGCACGGGCGCGCACGGGAGCGCGCCACGCUCGCCGCGCUGCGCUUCCUCUCUGCGGCGCUGGACGCGCGCGACCGCGACGCGGCCGGCGCGGCCGCCGACACGCUGCUGCGCCACGGCCGCGCGCGCCUGCCAGCGCUGCUGGGCCUGGCGGCGUACCCGCUGGACGCGCGGCUGGCAGCUGCGGCGGCCCUGCACGCCGCCGACGCGGCGGUGGGCCUGCACCGCGAAGCGCUGAAACUCUUGCUCCGCACCCUGCUGGGCGACGCAGGGAGCGUUGCGCGGGGCCUGCUGGAGUCGCUGGGCUCGGAGACGACGGCCCCCGCCAGCGCGCUGUCCGACGCCCCGCCCAAGCUGCAGCACCUCGUGCAGGCGCUGGGCCUCGCAGAUGCGCUCUCUGCUGCGCCGUGCCACGCCGUGCUGGAGGGGCUGGCGGCCGAGGUGGCGGGCGACACGGGCGUGGUGGUCGUGGACCUCUUUGCACUCAAGAGUGACCUGCUGCACAGGUUUGACGAGGCCGUCGCCGCCGGCGCCGGGUCCGUGGAGGACACGCGGGCGGCCUUCCAGCUGAUCCUGCGCCACGCCCAGCAGCACAACGCCUGGGCGGAGGAGGCCAGCGCGCGCGCUUUCCUUGCGGGGGCCUGGAGGGACGCGAUCGUGGCCUCGCUGGAGGCGCUGCUGCGCGCGCUGGGCGCCGCUCACGCCGCGCCGCGGGUGCGCACGCCCCUCUGGGCCGCGCUUUCCAGCCUGCUGGCCCUGGUGACGCCGCCGGAGGAGCUGGCGGUGCCAGGGCCUGUCCUGCAGAUCGUGAUGGACGGUGACGACGUUGCUGCUGCCGAUGUUCUUGCGGAGGCCGACGCCGUGUUUGGCGCCCCCUGCGAGUCUAUGCUGCGCACGCUGCGGUCGUCCCGCACCAUGCUGGCAUGCCUGGUGGGGGACGCUGCCUCCCCUGACACCGUCCAGGCGUCCACGGCCCUGAGUCUCCUCGCCACUGCGGUCCGGGUGGACGCCGCGGGCACGGUCGCCGACGUGGUGCAUGCGCAGGGCCUGCCGCAGCGCAUGCUGCAGGACCUGGCACACCUUCCCCACGCCGCCAUCCUGGAGCCCACCAACGCGCGGGGCGUCGUGGCGGAGGCGGCGCUCAACCUCCUGCUGGCCCUGGCCCUGUCGGGCGUGGACAGGGAGGCGCACGCCGCCAACGCGGAGCGCCUCCUGGAGGCCCAGCUCCUACCCAGCCUGGCGCGCUGCGAGGCCUUGGCCACGCACCCCGAGACCCUGGCAGACCCGCUGCAUGCGCGGCUGCACGGGCUGCUGGCCCCCGCGCUGCGCCUGGCGCUGGCGGUGGACACGAGCCUGCCGCAGAGCCCCGCCGCGCGCGGCGCGCUCCUCGUCUUCCUCCGCGCGCGCGCCGCCGUGCUGACCAGGGUGGCGCUCGAUGCGGGGCGGGACGGGGGCCGGCGCGGUGUGGGAGCCCGCGAGCUGGAGCAGGCCGCGCUGGUGGUGGGCCUGGCCGGCUGGGUGCCGGGCCUGCUGGCCGAGGACCCCGCGCUGCAGGGGGCGGUGUACCGCAUGCUGUACCGCUUCCUCUGCACCGACGAGGCCAGCGACAGCCUGGCCGUGGCGCGGCUCCGGGCCCUGCGCGAGUCGGGCGACGGCGCUGACGAGGCCGCCGCCCUGGCAGACAGGAUCCUGGCGCUGCGCUGCGCGCUGGCGGUGACCGGGGACAUCCCCGAUGCGCUGACCUCCGCCGCGCCAGCCGACAGGGACGGCGCCAUGUCGCUGGCGGAGGUGGGGUCCACGCUGGGCACGCUGGGCAGGCUGCACCGCCUGACCUUCCUCGUCGAGCAUCUGCUGGGCGUGCUGCUCUUCCAGCUGCGCGGGCGGGCCGCGGGGAACGACCCCGGGCUGGAGCAGCUGGGGCGCACCUUGGAGCCCCUGCUCCUGCAGCUUGAGCAGAUGGCCGGCGACAGCCUGGCCCCCGCCCGGCGGCUGCAGGACCUCCGCCUGCUGGUCCGGCGGGUCAAGGAGGCCGCCGCUCCGCCGGUGUGA
This is a messenger RNA of Auxenochlorella protothecoides, 4101 nucleotides long. RefSeq lists its product as hypothetical. Gene Ontology annotation, cellular component: nuclear pore. The transcript is spliced from 21 exons. NCBI's taxonomy places the organism in Eukaryota, Viridiplantae, Chlorophyta, Trebouxiophyceae, Chlorellales, Chlorellaceae. The record is from RefSeq and is a predicted model, not a curated record. The coding region runs from base 1 to 4101 and encodes 1366 amino acids.